UCGUUCGCGUAAGCCUCGCGUUGGCACAACAAAACAGUAGUAGCGGCGAUCUUUCUCAUUUCGUCGUCUGCUAAUAAAAGCCAAUUUCCCCUCUUUCUUUUACAAAUUCCAUUCAUCUUACUUCAAUUCUAUUCUCCGUGUUGAACUCGCGUACACAUACAUAAAAAUAAUACCCAAAAGCCCAGAAAGAACAGAAUAUUAAGAAAAAGAAAAACAAAUCACAAAAAAAAAACCCUUUUUUUUCAUUUUCGUUUUUUGUUUUUUGAUUUUUCAAAACAAACCCAACCCUCUUCUUGUUUUGUACAUCCAAGACCCUUUUCUCGGUUUCGUCUUUAAAAUCGCUUGGUGGGCUUUGAUCAGAUCUCCGGUUUUAAUUAUUUUCUGGGUCGAAGAGAUUGUUAAGUUUUUUAGUCUUUUUUUAAUUGGUGGAAAAUAUUUUUGAGUGGGCAAAUUUGUGUGAUGAGCGAUGUUGACCUUGAAAAGAGUUUGGUUGUGAAGUAAUAUGGAAGUGGUGGUUACACAUAGAAGAGAAGAAGAACAAGAAUAAGAUGACGUUUUACAUUGGUCGCGAGUCGUCAAAGCUAUGGAAGCGAAUUUGCGCAGAGACAACCACAGAGCUCAAUCUUCUUGCCGAGAAUUGGAAAUAUCUGUUAGCGGGAGUUGUUUGUCAGUAUAUACAUGGUUUGGCUGCUCGAGGAGUUCAUUACAUACAUCGACCGGGUCCAACACUCCAGGACGUUGGCUUCAUGCUUCUUCCGGAGCUUGGGCAAGACAAAGCUUAUAUCAGUGAGACCUUGUUCACCUUUAUCUUUGUAUCUUUUUUCUUGUGGACUUUCCAUCCUUUCAUUUUCAAGAGUAAGAAGAUCUACACAGUUAUAGUAUGGUGCAGGGUUCUGGCAUUUUUAGUUGCUUCUCAGUUCCUCCGGAUAAUCACAUUCUAUUCUACCCAGCUUCCUGGUCCAAAUUACCAUUGCCGUGAGGGUUCAAAGCUUGCCAGGCUGCCUCCUCCAAAGAGUGUUCUUGAGGUCCUCUUGAUAAACUUUCCUCGUGGCGUUAUAUAUGGUUGUGGUGAUUUGAUUUUUUCAUCACACAUGAUCUUUACUCUUGUCUUUGUGCGCACGUACCAGAAGUACGGCACUCGCAGGAGUAUAAAGCAGCUUUCUUGGUUGCUUGCCAUCAUCCAGAGUUUCUUGAUUGUGGCAUCGCGCAAGCAUUACACCGUUGAUGUUGUUGUCGCUUGGUAUACCGUCAAUUUUGUGGUAUUCUUUAUUGACAAGAAGUUUGCAGAGUUACCUGAUCGGAGCAAUGGAAUUGGGUCUCUCUUGCUACCGGUGACUAACAAAGAGAAGGAUGGAAGGACCAAAGAAGAGACUCACAAACUCUUGAAUGGGAACUCAGGAGACCCUGCUGAUUGGAGGCAGAGAACUCAAGUCAAUGGCAAGAAUCUGGAAGAUGGAAACACAGUUCAUGUUGAUGGUGCAAUGAAUGGUGCAUAGAGGGAAUUAAAGAUGGGGGUUUUGCUGCUGCUGGAAACAAUACGAGCUUCUUGUUUGAAACUUAAAAUUAAGUGGACAUUUUGUACCAGUCUCCUAUGUUGGAGUGGACACAUGAUUUGUAUUCUAGUGGCAAUGGAAUCUGGGUUAUGAUUUUUUUUUAAUUU
Morus notabilis is the source of this 1660-nucleotide messenger RNA. Its product is annotated as phosphatidylinositol:ceramide inositolphosphotransferase 1. Bases 549 to 1496 code for a protein of 315 amino acids. Gene Ontology annotation, biological process: ceramide biosynthetic process. NCBI's taxonomy places the organism in Eukaryota, Viridiplantae, Streptophyta, Magnoliopsida, Rosales, Moraceae. Gene Ontology annotation, molecular function: inositol phosphoceramide synthase activity; sphingomyelin synthase activity; ceramide cholinephosphotransferase activity. Gene Ontology annotation, cellular component: trans-Golgi network; Golgi membrane; endoplasmic reticulum membrane. The record is from RefSeq and is a predicted model, not a curated record. The transcript is spliced from 12 exons.